GCCCUGACUUCUGCCAUCCGGUGUGUGCCGAAAGUCAACAAAAUAGAGUUUUCCCAGAGAUUUUAUUCUGCUAUUUAAAAUAAAAUAUUGUUGCGAUUUUUGUCAGCGGCCAACAAUGCCUACCACACAUGACUGGAUUAACAACCCUCUCGGUGUUGUUGAAGGGAUGUUCGCUGCUUCCCAGAACAAUCCGAACUCUGGAUGGGAGGCGAAAGCGGUUGAAUUCUUUAAAGAUCACCUGAAAGAGAAGGAAGCUCAGACCUGGGUCCCCUCUCUGAACGAUGUCCCGCUGCACUACAUGAAGCCCAACAGCCUGGUGAAGUUCCGCUGUUUAAUCCAAGACAUGUUCGAUCCAGAGUUCUACAUGGGAGCGUAUGAGGCUGUUGAUCCCUCUACAAAGGCAAAAGUGUUGAAAUGCGGGAAGUACAAAGAUGUGAUGGAAUGUGGGGUGGAUUUGAACUCCAAAAACACAGUGACUGCAGAGAGACAGACUUUCUACUGCGUGCCAAUCCCCGGAGAGAGUCCCUGGGUGAAAGAGAGCUAUGCUAGCUCAAGCCAAGCGAGAGUGGUUCCGUCCACCUCUUAUGUUCCGACGAGACAGAAACGCAGCUAUGAGGAAGACGAUGACAUGGACACACAGCCGCAGCCGCAGAAGCAGAGGGAAAAGCAUACUGGUCUUCAGAGUCCAACAGAACACCAUGGCAACGGUGAGUGUAAGCGGCGGGAGACAGAAGCUCCUUCCAACCAGACGGCACCUGCCUCCCACCUCGACCUCAACUUCCCCCUGCCCGGAGAGAAAGGCCCCUCCUGCCUCGUCAAGGUGUACGCAGAAUGGGACGGCUUCAAACUCAACGACACACUGGAGGUCUACGGGAUCCUCUCCGUCAGCCCCGCUCUCAGCGCUCUGGCCGACGAGAAAGACGUCUCCUCCUCCUUCCUGGACCCGGCGGAUUCCAUGGAGACGGCGGAGGAGCAGAGGGUGCACUGCCCGCCGGCCUCGCUCGUGCCUCGCCUCCACAUGCUCUACGCCAAGCCUCUGCCGCACAACAACCCCCUCCUCCCCCCCACCCUGGAGGACAACAGUGCCUUUUUAUCGUCCACCCUGAGCGAGAUGGCUGCUGUCAGGGCGGAGCUGCUCACAUACUUCACUCACAUCCUGCUGGGAGAUGCCCUGGCUGCCGAGUAUCUCAUCCUGCAUCUCAUUUCUAACGUGUACAGCAGAAGGGAUGUUCUCCCUCUGGGAAAAUUCUCCUUGAACCUGAGUGGCUGUCCUACGGUCUCCUCGUACACUGAAUGCCUCUACCAGGUCAUCCAGCAGCUGGUGCCUUCUUCGUUCUAUCUAGCCAUGAGCCUCCAGAAUAUGAACCAGAUGAAGUUCGUGCCAAAGAAGGACUAUGUGGCCAACCGGCUAGUGAGCGGAGCCCUGCAGCUGGCCAAACACACUUCCUUGUUCCUGGACGAGAUCCAGCUGGAGCAGGGACAGCUGGACACGACAGGUGUGCAUAACAUCACAGCCCUGGGGAACCUGAUCUCGUGGCAGAAGGUUGAUUAUGACUUUAAUUACCACCAGAUGGAAUUCCCCUGCAAUAUUAACGUGCUCACCGUGUCAGAGGGCCGCUCGCUGCUGCCGUCGGACUGCCAGAUACACCUACAGUCUCAGGUCGCCCCCCCCAACAUGGAGGAGUAUCUGAGCAGCUUGCACAUGCACCCGCAGGCUUCACAGCUCAACAAGUUCAGGAUGUACCUGAGCGUGGCUCGGCUGCUGGACUACAGCAUCUCUGACGAAAUGACAAAGUCAGUUGAGGAUGACUUUGUAGAUAUGAGGAAGGACGACCCUCGGAGCGUCUCCGCUGAGGACCUCCACAGUAUGCUGGUCGUGUCGAGGUUGCUGUCUCUGAGCCUGGGGCUGACGUCUCUUUGCACUGACAGCUGGCUGAGGGCCAAACACAUCGAGGUGCUGCGCAGGAGCCGCGUGGAGCAGCAGAAGUGUCUGAACGGCAACGAGCCGUGAUCACACCGCGAGGAAACAAGACGCCUUCUGUUUUUCUUUUUGAUACCUAAAAAAGUUUGUAAUAAAGAUGUUUUUCAUAUGUCA
Molecule: messenger RNA, 2095 nt
Organism: Notothenia coriiceps (black rockcod)
Lineage: Eukaryota; Metazoa; Chordata; Actinopteri; Perciformes; Nototheniidae
Gene: mcmbp
Product: minichromosome maintenance complex binding protein
Exons: 16
Coding region: 116-2011 (631 amino acids)
Biological process (GO): DNA-templated DNA replication
Molecular function (GO): chromatin binding
Source: RefSeq, a predicted model, not a curated record